CAACGGGGCCGCGCACGCCGCGGCGUUAUGACGCAGGCUGCAGGGAGGGGGGGCCUGUGAUGGCGGCGAGGCCGCGGAUUUCGGUGCCGGUUUUUGUGCACGGACUGAGCGCGAGCGCGGAGCCUGCCGCCAAUACCUAUCGCUGGCAGUGAAAUCUUCAUGGGGGUCGCUGAGGGGAAGGGGAGGCGGGGAAAAAAAAUCAUCCCAAGUUUGCGGUUUCUUUCGUACUAAGCACUGAUUCUGUCCAACAACAGGAUUGCUAGUGUGUCCACCAAAUCUACUCUACCUCAAAGUUAGUCAUGUACUGUGACACAACUUGUAUCAACGGAAAUGCUGCAGCUUACAAAAAUAAAUCAUCUGGAAUGGAAGUGUGAUAUGAUUGUAUGGAAUGACCCCGAGCUAUUUCAAAGUGGAAUAUUUUGAAGUCGAGUCUAUUAGGGUUUUCCAGCUUUCAACAUUAGCAUAUAAAUCGUUCACCAUUUGUCAUUUUAACAACAAAUUACAAGUCUCAAGAUAGAGUUUUCAAACUGGGUGAAGAUAUUCAUUAAUGGAAUGCAAUCAUGUCCAAUAAGGAAGACAAGCAGAUCAAUACUGAAUAUGCUGUAUCUUUGUUGGAGCAGCUUAAAUGUUUCUAUGACCAGCAGCUGUUGACUGAUAUAGUUUUAAUUGCAGAGAGCACUGAAUUUCCGUGUCAUAAGAUGGUUCUUGCUACAUGUAGCUCCUAUUUCAGGGCUAUGUUUAUGAGUGGACUGAGUGAAAGCAAGCAAACACAUGUUCACUUGCAGAAUGUGGACGCACCCACACUUCAGAUAAUCAUUAGAUAUGCAUACACGGGUAACCUGGCAAUAAAUGACAGCACUGUGGAACAGCUCUAUGAGACAUCGUCUUUUCUGCAGGUGGAAACCGUAUCUCAACGUUGUCGAGAAUAUUUAAUAAAGAAAAUUAAUGCUGAGAACUGUGUCCGAUUACUGAGCUUUGCAGAUUUAUACAGCUGCGAAGAACUGAAAAUAUGUGCAAAGCGAAUGGUGGAGCACAAAUUUACUGCUGUUUACCAUCAAGAUGCUUUUUUGCAGCUCUCACAUGAUCUUUUGAUAGAUAUUCUCAGCAGUGACAAUUUAAAUGUGGAGAAGGAAGAGACAGUCCGUGAAGCUGCUAUGGUGUGGCUUGAAUAUGACACUGAAUCACGAUCCCAAUAUCUAUCUUCAGUCCUUGGCCAAAUAAGAAUUGAUGCACUUUCUGAGGUAACACAGAGGGCAUGGUUCCAAGGCUUACCACCUAAUGAUAAGUCUGUAGUGGUGCAAGGAUUGUAUAAAUCUAUGCCAAAAUUUUUCAAACCUAGACUUGGUAUGACUAAAGAAGAGAUGCUGAUAUUCACUGAAGCCUCUAGUGAAAGUCCUCGUUCUUCCUUUUGUGCUGUUUGCUACAGCCCUCAGGCAGAGAAGGUGUAUAAACUCCGUAAUCCUCCUGGAGAUUUGCAAAGAGUAGGAACACUUGUUACUCCUGACAAUGACAUUUACAUUGCAGGUGGACAAGUCCCUUUAAAAGCGCCAAUCAGCAACAAUAGCAAGGCAAGCAAACUUCAGGCUGCUUAUAGACCUGUGAAUUGUUUCUACCUUUUUGAUGCUCAACAGAACAUAUGGGUUCCAAAGAGUCCAAUGUUGUGUGCUCGCAACCGACCUUCUUUGGUUUGCUGUGAAGGAUAUAUCUAUGCAAUUGGAGGGGACAGUGUUGGAGGGGAAAUGAACAAACGGACGGUGGAAAGGUAUAAUUGUGAAACAGAUGAAUGGACUUUAGUUACGCCCUUGCCUUGUGCUUGGCAGUGGAAUGCAGCAGUAGCAGUGGAAGACUACAUUUAUGUCAUGGCACACAAUCUAACAUUUUGCUACUGCCCACGUACUGACUCGUGGGUUGAAAUGGCUGCACGUCAAACGAGCAGGUGUUUUGCUUCAGCUGCAGCAUUUGGAGACAAAAUCUUCUACAUUGGUGGUUUGCAUAUUGGAAAUAACUCAGGCAUUCGAAUACCUUCAAGCACUGUUGAUGGUUCAUCUGUAACUGUCGAAGUUUAUGAUGUGAUGAAAAAUGAGUGGAAGGUAGCAACUAAUAUCCCUGCAAAGCGCUACUCUGACCCCUGUGUGAGAGCAGUAGUGGUCUUGAACUGUCUAUGUGUGUUCAUGAGAGACACUCACAUGAAUGAGAAACCCAAGUAUGCAAUCUAUCAGUACAACAUGGAACAUGACCAAUGGAUCCUGCGGCAGUCUAUUUCAGAGAGAGUCCUCUGGGACCUUGGCAAAGAUUUUCGGUGCACUAUGGGGAAACUUUACCCCUCGUGUCUGGAAGAAUCUCUGUGGAAACCUCCACCAUCUCUAUUCUCACAAGAUGGAGCAGAUGAAUUUGAAUUGGAUGGCGAUGUGGUUGCUUUGCCGUUGAAUAGUUAGUGAAAAAUGGGCACGUGCUGUGGAUUCCUAAGACAUGCAUAGAACAGCAAUAUGUACGUCACAAGCUUCCAGAUCAUGACAGGGUUUAGUCUAACAGAUUAAGCAGUAACUGUGUUCAGCACAGCAUGUCACUAAGUUUGCAUAGUAUUGUGUAAAUAACUGAGAAUCCAGUUGUGUUGUAUCAUCUACUCCUAGAUACCAUGUGUUCUGCUAAAGAGAUUAUUGUAUUAUUGUUACAAUGUGACUAAUUUACAAGAGAAACAUUGUUUUACUUACACAAUUAUCCCUGGAUUUGACCACAAAGGUAAGAAAUCAUAGGGAUCGUCCCAGUGAAAAAGUAGACUGAGCAAGGUGGCUGACUGCAGGUUCAGUCAAAGGUUGUAUCUAUUCAAUCCGUGUUCUCUAAUUUCCAUAAAAUAUUCCCAUUUAUUCCAGGUUGCAGGUCUACCAAGCAGCUGGUAGUUUACCAGAUUAAUUAGUGGGUGGCUGUUCAGUGACUGACAGCUGCUUGUAGUGCGGGUCUGUGUGGAGCUUAAAUCACUUCAUGUUCCUCCACAUUGCAAGUAACAUAGGUUCAUCCAUAUUACAACUUCCUGCUGCUGAAUUUUCAUUUGUAAAACAAGUUUUAGUGAGUAACAACCAGGUCUUUAUUUUGUAUUUCAUUAAUUUAAGGCAACUGUUACUGUAGUGUGAUUGUGUACAAGUAUCCUAGUCAUUAGGUUUUAAUACAGUUGGUUUGACUGAAAUGUUUCAAGAAUGAACUGUAUCCUGCGUGCAGGAGAGCAGAACUGACCCAGCACUGCUCUGGCAUAACUCCCAGGAACCACUAGCAGUUGUUGGGCUCUCCAUUCUAACAUGAGCACAGGUGCUUCAUGUAAUCCCUACUCGCAUGUUCAGCUGCAUUGUGUUCCUCUGGCACUGUAUUUUGAAUUAAAUUAAUUUAUUAAAAACCUUCACAAGUAAA
This is a messenger RNA of Chiloscyllium plagiosum (whitespotted bambooshark), 3399 nucleotides long. RefSeq names its product kelch repeat and BTB (POZ) domain containing 2 (gene kbtbd2). NCBI's taxonomy places the organism in Eukaryota, Metazoa, Chordata, Chondrichthyes, Orectolobiformes, Hemiscylliidae. The record is from RefSeq and is a predicted model, not a curated record. Gene Ontology annotation, molecular function: protein binding.